This is a messenger RNA of Colletotrichum graminicola M1.001, 2478 nucleotides long. Its product is annotated as ubiquitin carboxyl-terminal hydrolase. Gene Ontology annotation, molecular function: cysteine-type deubiquitinase activity; cysteine-type endopeptidase activity. NCBI's taxonomy places the organism in Eukaryota, Fungi, Ascomycota, Sordariomycetes, Glomerellales, Glomerellaceae. The record is from RefSeq and is a predicted model, not a curated record. The transcript has 4 exons. Gene Ontology annotation, biological process: protein deubiquitination. Gene Ontology annotation, cellular component: nucleus; cytosol. The coding region runs from base 1 to 2478 and encodes 825 amino acids.
AUGAAGAGCAAGAAGUUUCUCAGCCUGAGGGACAGAAAUGGUAACCACCGCAGGAGCAAAUCCUCAGAGCCAGGGCAUAAGAGCCGGCCACUUUCAGCAGAAGCUUUUCGAGCGCUCUUCAAGAGUGACCGACCACCCAGCGACGACGAGGUCAGAGAGAAAGAACUAACAAAGGUUGAAGACAUUACACGGCUUCUUGCCGAGUCCAACAUCACCGACGUUUCUGCGGAGCACAUUCGAGACUCCUUGAACAGCAAAUUCGCUGACGGCGAUGUCGACAAGACGGUCGAGUUCAUCCAAUUGCAGUGCAAGGCUACGGCCGGCAAAAUCACACACUACAACCCACAAGUCGAGAUGGUUGGCGCGGAGAAUAGAGGCAAUGUCACUUGCUACCUCGACUCUUUGCUCUUCGCCAUGUUCGCAAAGCUGGAUGCCUUCGAAUGCAUGCUGAGAAACGAGUUCACAGACGAGCCAAGACGCAGAUUGGUCACGCUGCUACGCUUGUGGGUGAACAUGCUCAGAAGCGGAAAGUUGAUCCAUACGGAUAUGACAAAACUGAUACAAGAUGCCCUUGCCGAUUGUGGCUGGAGCGACGCCAAGCUCCUAGAACAGCAAGACACUUCCGAAGCCUUUGCUUUCGUCACCGAAACUCUUCAAUUGCCCCUUUUGCAACUACAAGUGGACCUUUUCCACCAAGGAAAGAACGACGAAGACGAUCACAAGCUGGUGUACGAACGACUGCUGAACCUAGCUGUGCCCCCCGAUCCCGAAGGCAAGGGAAUCAGACUCGAGGACUGCUUGGAGGAAUAUUUCAACACUCAAGUGGACGUACUGAGAGAUAGCCACGAAGAAAAGAAGGACCUGGAGAGGUCGGCCUCAAGCAAGAAUACCAUACGCUUGGUCACCCGGGGAGAUGGACAGGAGUCGGAAACAGCAGAGAACUUGAGCGCGUCACCCCUUCCGCUGUCACCAGUCCUUGAACACGAGUUGGCAGGCUCACCCCCACCGAAUGACGCUUCUGAAUCGCCCAGUGGCUCUUCGCGGCCAACUCCGAGGCACCGCUCAACUAGUGUUAUCCAGCGGGUUGUGCUGGAAGAGAAAGAGCGAGCCAAAGAGUCCGAGACUCCAAGCAUGUUGGAAAAGGCGCGACGCACGAGCUCAACUGUGGUCAAGGCUGUAACGAUCCCGGCGUGGCAGUUUUUUAGGCUGAUCCCUUGGCAUGCAGCUGGAAACAAGGAGCCCAAGAACGACAUUGAGGUCGCCAUGAACUUCAACCAGCGACCUGUGGUUGGCAUCUGCCUCAAGCGGUACAUGAUGACGAACUCUGGCAUCCCGCAACGCCAGAACACAUUCAUAGAUAUCCCAGACAGCUUGAGGCUGCCACAUUUCAUGCUUGGGGACGGAUCCUCGCUCGAGGAGGAUCCCAACGGCUUCAGCAUGGAAUACAAGCUGGUGCUUCAGUCCGUAGUCUGCCACCGCGGCGACUCACUCUAUAGUGGACAUUACGUCUCCUUCGCAAGAGUUGCGCCAAAGCUUCUUACCGACAACAGGCGACACGAACUCGAUCCACCUCCUGAUUACGAGGAAGCGCAGUGGGUGAAAUUUGACGACCUGGACGUCGACAGUAGAGUAACAUACGUGGACGACAUCAAGCAGGCACUGAAGGACGAGAUGCCUUACCUGCUCUUUUACCAGAUAGUACCGAUGGUCGAAGUUGCGUCAACGGAAGAGAUCGAGACAGAGCCGCCUUCCUACAACGAGUCCAAGGUGAGCGUCAAUUUGCCGACCACGCCUAACCCCAUCAACGGCAACUCAGGAGUGACAUCGUCAAAGAGCGACUACUUUGAGAACACUUCAAUAUCACCACCAAAGGCCCCAAGCAUUCGCUUUUCGUCAGAACUGGAAAGACCUAGCCGUAUCAGUUUUGGCGAUGACGAGCCAUACUUGGGUUUCAAGGAUUCACGUCGUGGCAGCGUCAACUUCACGGACUCAACACAGGGCACACCCUCAAUCACACCAGAAGCCGUGUCGCCCGCCGCAACACCAGGCGAGGAAACCACGGCGCAGCGACUUUCUCGUGCCGCUGCCCUCUUCACAGGCAAGAACAAGAGCCGGCCCACCAGCCAAGCGGGCGAGGGGCGCAUCAGUCUCACCAUGUCUCGAAUUGGAGGACUCAUGCGGCAAAGCAAGGAGCCACUUCGCGAUCUCAACAGCAACGCGAGCAGCAACGCGCUAGCGACAUCUAUGAGCGCUCCUGUGCCAGAUUCAGUGACCGAAGAGGAGUUUGUCGAACACGCAGAGGCGGACCAAACACCGAUCGCAGAUCCGGAGAGAAAGGACUCUAAAGAUUUCAAGGAGAGGAUGUCCUCAGAGCACCACAAAAACGCACACAGGCGGGGUAAAUCCAAGAACCGCUCCGCAGAGAAGAAGAAGAAUAAAGAUGGAGAGGAACCGGAGCGAGAGUGUGCGGUGAUGUAG